Messenger RNA from Nipponia nippon (crested ibis), 1341 nucleotides. Lineage: Eukaryota; Metazoa; Chordata; Aves; Pelecaniformes; Threskiornithidae. The record is from RefSeq and is a predicted model, not a curated record.
AUGCCGGUGAUGUCCCGGCGCAUUUACGGUCCCAUCUGGAAGUCGACCUUUGGGCAUUAUGAGAACAUCAACAUUGGGAGCCCGGUGGUGCUGGAGCAGCUGCUACGGCAGGAGGGCAAGUACCCCAUGCGGAGCGACAUGGCCCUGUGGAAGGAGCACCGGGACACCCGGCGCCUGCCCUACGGACCCUUCACCGAGGAAGGGGAGCGCUGGUACCGCCUGCGCCAGGUCCUCAACAAGCGGCUGCUGAAGCCCUCGGAGGCGGUACUGUAUGCGGACGCCAUCGGCGAGGUGGUGUCGGACCUGAUGGUGCGGCUGCGGGAUGAGCGGAGCCGCAGCCCCUCGGGCGUGCUGGUGGGGGACGUGGCCAACCUGCUCUAUCGCUUCGCCCUGGAAGGGAUCUCCUAUAUCCUCUUUGAGACCCGCAUCGGGUGCCUGAAGCAGCAGGUCCCCGCCGAGACCCAGCGCUUUAUCGACUCCAUCAACCUCAUGUUCAAGAACUCCAUCUUCGCCACCGUCCUGCCCCGAUGGAGCCGCAAGGUGCUACCCUUCUGGGACCGCUACCUGGACAGCUGGGACACCAUCUUCGCCUUCGGCAAGACCCUCAUUGACCGAAAGAUGGAGGAGCUGGAGGGGCAGGUGGAGCGGGGCAAGGAGGUGUCCGGCUACCUGAGCUACCUGCUGGCCAGCGGCAGGCUCAGCCUGGACGAGGUCUAUGGCAGCGUGGCCGAGCUGCUGCUGGCCGGCGUGGACACGACUUCCAACACGCUGUCCUGGGCCCUUUACCACCUCUCCCGGGACGCAGGCAUCCAGGAGACCCUGUACCAGGAGCUGAAAGCUGUUGUGCCCGCUGACCGGUUUCCCGGUGCUGAGGAUAUCCCCAAGAUGCCGAUGCUUCGGGCUGUUAUCAAGGAGACGCUGAGGGUCUACCCCGUGGUGCCCACCAACGCCAGGGUCUUCUAUGAGAAGGACAUUGUCAUCGGAGACUACCUCUUCCCCAAGAACACCCUCUUCGUCCUGGCGCACUACGCAAUGUCCCACGAUGAGACCUACUUCCCUGAGCCCGAGCGGUUCCUGCCCCAGCGCUGGCUCCGGGGCCACGGCUCCCCCCACCACCCCUUCAGCUCCAUCCCCUUUGGCUACGGGGUCCGCGCCUGUGUUGGCCGCCGCAUCGCCGAGCUGGAGAUGCACCUGGCCCUCGCCAGGAUCAUCCAGGCAUUCGAGGUGCGGCCGGACCCCCGCGGCGUGGAGGUGACAUCUGUGUCCCGCAUCGUCCUGGUGGCCGACAAGCCCAUCAACCUGGAGUUCAUCGCUCGCCCGGGGGCCCCGGGGGCCCCCUGA